Molecule: messenger RNA, 1451 nt
Organism: Spinacia oleracea (spinach)
Lineage: Eukaryota; Viridiplantae; Streptophyta; Magnoliopsida; Caryophyllales; Amaranthaceae
Exons: 2
Coding region: 56-1360 (434 amino acids)
Source: RefSeq, a predicted model, not a curated record
UCCACUGAAACCAUCUGCUGCUUUGGGGAUCGAAAUCCAGGAUAUCACCGAGGUGAUGGAGGCGAUUGAAGCCGAUUUUGUUCCUGGUUCGGAUGUCCCUGAGGUAGCUGGGGAGAAGAAGGAGUCUGCUGAUCUUCCCUUCGAGAGAGAGAAGAGUCCAGACAAGGAGAUGAUAGAUCUCUCGGGCCCCGAAGCUGCGGUUCCCGAGGUUCAGAAGGAGGUUCCCUCUGCUGGAGAGGAGGAGCAGCCCGAGCAAGGUCUGACGAGGAAGAGGCGCCACUCAACUUUGGGUUCUACUUCUACCUCGGCCCUGGAUAGGCUGAUCCAUGCUGAUCCCUGUUCGGAUGUUCCGCUAAAACGGAUCCCCGAAGAAGUAAGGGAGGCGAUGGCUCGGUAUGCCAGGGCUCCGAUUUUGGGAGAGGACCCCUUGGCUCACGUGGGAUCCUUGGUGGGCCCCGAGGCUGCUCGGGAGAAUCUGCUUCGUGCUAACCCGCAGUGGAGGGUUCCUGGGGCCGAAGAGAGGAAUCCGGCUAUGAUGGCCCAGUACUAUCUGAACGAGGCUGUUUUCUGGUCCUCGUUCGCUUCCGAGUGUAGCUCGGUUGAGGAGAAACAAUUGAGGAAAUAUCGUGAGGCUUAUGCUCGUGAUAUUCCCAUUUUGGACCAGAAGGCUGGGCAACUCCUCUCCGAGCUUACGGAAGUCAAGCAGCUAUACCUUCAGUAUAGUCGCGAGGCUAGAGAGUCUGCUGAGAAGAUUGGGGCCGAGGUUGGCCAGCUCAUCUUCCGAGUUGAAGAGGAUGCUGAGAAGAUCGCUUCCUUUGCUGAGGAAAAGAAGGAUAUGGCCGCUAAGUUCGCUAGCGAACUUGAGGAAAAAGAUAGACUCUUCCAGGAGAUGAAGUCUAAAUUUGAAGCGGCCGACAAGGAGCAUAAAGAGGCAGAGUUAAGGCUUUGCCAUUUUGUCCAGCAUCGGGAGCUGAUCCAGCAGCAAGCUGAUAAGGUGCCUGUCCUUCGGCUGAAGCUUCGGGAAAAGGAUGACUAUAUUCGGAAGUUGGAGCAGGAGCGAGUCGACCUCUACACUGCUGAUCAGUGUAGAGAGCAGUACUGGAACGGCAUCCUGGGUGCUCGGCGCAUGUUUGCGAAGCACAUGCCUCACUUCCCUUGGAACGAGAAAGUUCCCCUAUGGAUGCAGGCCGAGGACCACUUGGUGGAAUGCCAAGCUGAUCGAGAUGAAGCUGAAGCUGAACGCCAAGCUGCUCUCGCAGAGGCUCGGGCCCAGAAGGCAACUUACGAGGGUGAUACUACUGCUGGGGGUUCUUCGAAGGAUGCUCCCCUAGGGGCCGCUCCUGAGACUCCCAAGAGUUAGGGAUUCGGGCAGUCGUCUUCUUCAGAGUCGGUCGGUUCCAGUUGAGGACUUCCGAAUAUGUGCUUGCUUUUCCCCCUUUUGCCUCGGCGCU